AUGCAAUGGAUCAUCCACGUGCCACUUGUCAUGUUCCCAUUUUGUUCCAUGUUGUAUAACAAGGCAGAUAGAAGAGAGACAAGAAUGUUGACCUAUUGGUAUUGUGUAUUGCUUCUCUUCUUCUCAAAUGUCCUUGUAUCAUUGAAACAAGCAGUAUUUGAUUGGAUUGAUUUUAUUCCUAGUUUUUUGAAUUCACUUGAAAUGUCAAUUCGUAGAACAUCACUAGAUAACAAAAUAUUGGAGACUAUUGUGAAAGAACCAUCAAAUUAUGCCAGCGUUGGACUCAUCUCUUCACAAUUCCAAGCAAGUUCCAUGUUACCUCAAUUAGUCUCAUUCCUUUUGAUUGUCUCCAUCUCUUAUCACUUCAUUCGAGAUGUGGUGUUGGGAAUUCCUGCAAAAAUUGAUUCAAAGCAAGAAGAUCGUGUAUUGGGAGUGAAACAAUUUAUUUCCAACGAGUUCAAUACUUGUCUAUUGCCAUUACAACACAUUAUCAAUUAUGAUCACGUGUUGUCUGGUGCUGAAACUAUCAAACCAUCCUCAAUACUCGAAAAAGAUGAAAAUGUUGAACAACCAGAAGACCUUCAAGGAAAGAAAGUGAAUGUAUCUCCUAAUAUUGUCAGUUCUUCAAGAACCUUGUCACCAAAUGGAGAAACCACAAGUGCUGCCGCUACCACCACGAAUACGUCGAGUCCAGUAUCUCCAGUCUCCAAUGUAUCUCCUACAACCAAUGGUCCAACGGGCAAUGCUCAACCCAAACAAAGAAUCAUUGGUGGUAACUUCGUAAGGGCAAGAGGUUUAGAGUCAAAAUUUGCCAAUAGGGGAUCGAAGGAAUACACAAAUGACAUCCAAGCCAAAGUCAAUCAGAACAUUAAUGCCAAAAAUCUUAGCCCAACCGGUUGUGAGACCGUCAACCAUUCAGCUCCAAAACAAAAAAGAGUGUCAUUCACUGAUGAAGAAUUCCCUCCACUCCCAUCUCUCGACACGGGAGCAUCAACCGAUGAAUAA
Messenger RNA from Naegleria fowleri, 1005 nucleotides. RefSeq lists its product as uncharacterized. Bases 1 to 1005 code for a protein of 334 amino acids. NCBI's taxonomy places the organism in Eukaryota, Heterolobosea, Eutetramitea, Acrasida, Naegleriidae. The record is from RefSeq and is a predicted model, not a curated record. The transcript has a single exon.